Molecule: messenger RNA, 756 nt
Organism: Endocarpon pusillum Z07020
Lineage: Eukaryota; Fungi; Ascomycota; Eurotiomycetes; Verrucariales; Verrucariaceae
Exons: 3
Coding region: 1-756 (251 amino acids)
Source: RefSeq, a predicted model, not a curated record
AUGACCACCACGAAGCCUAUCGGUAUACAGGUUAUAGGUGCCGGCCUUCCUCGAACCGCGACUUCCUCACUCCAGGCUGCCCUGCACCAGCUGGGAUAUCAUCCAUGCCAGCAUAUGGUAUCAGACGUCCUCCGUGAUAUUGGAGGGCUGGGUCGUCAGUGGACGCAAGCGUUUCAGGCAAGGGACAAAGCAAGCCGUCAUGCAAUUCUCCGAGAGAUAUGUAAGGACUACCGUGCUAUUGUCGAUGCUCCGGGCUGCUUUUUCGUCGAGGACCUCAUGGAAAUAUACCCUGAGGCAAAGGUGGUGUUGGGACUGAGGAAAAGCCCGGAGGCAUGGCUCAAGUCGUACAAAGAGACCAUAGGAACCGUCCGCUACAAUUACACAUGGUAUUCCUUGGGCUUCCUCCUUCCUCCUGUAAGGUGGUUGUGGAACUUUACGCUAUAUUGGGAGAAGAUGACCCGCGAGAAAUUUCAUACGUCAGUUCCUACUCUUGAGCAUUAUCAUCGCCACAAUGACUAUAUUCGCCGCGUGGUGCAAAAGGAUCGAUUGAUAGAGUUUGAACCUUCUCAAGGCUGGGAGCCGCUCUGCAAGUUUCUUGAACAGCCUAUUCCGGAUUCUCCAUACCCUCGUUUGAACGAUACCAAACAAAUGCAAACAGCUUUGCUUUACAGCCACUUCGUCGGAGCAGGGUUAUGGGGUCUCACAGGUCUUGCACUAUUCGGUGUAUGGAAAGGCAUCGAUCUCGUUCUGCGAUGA